Molecule: messenger RNA, 3906 nt
Organism: Phyllostomus discolor (pale spear-nosed bat)
Lineage: Eukaryota; Metazoa; Chordata; Mammalia; Chiroptera; Phyllostomidae
Gene: WDR47
Product: WD repeat domain 47
Exons: 15
Coding region: 327-3089 (920 amino acids)
Molecular function (GO): protein binding
Source: RefSeq, a predicted model, not a curated record
GCGCCUCGGGGAGGCGCGGCGAUUGGCUGGGCUCGGCGCUGGAACCGGGCUCUGCACCGUUUGACAACCGCAGUCUGCAGGAGGCCGGGCUGAGCGGCCGCCGACCUGGGAGGGGCGGACGGGAGGAAGGGCGGACUGAAGAUCUAAUGGACUGACGCCCGCCGCCCGCCGGAGGGAGGACCGAGACCGACGCCGAAUCCAGACCGCCGCCCUCGCGUUCCCGCCCCACCCGGAGCCGGCGCUUCGGGCCCCGGCAGCCGGCCUCCCGCUGCUUUCUCCUCCGCCGCUUCUGCCGCUUCUCCGGGCUCACCCCGCAGACUGUCAACAUGACGGCCGAAGAAACCGUGAAUGUAAAAGAGGUGGAGAUCAUUAAGCUAAUUUUAGACUUCUUGAAUUCGAAGAAGCUUCACAUCAGUAUGUUGGCUCUUGAGAAGGAAAGCGGAGUCAUAAAUGGCCUCUUUUCAGAUGAUAUGCUUUUCCUCAGGCAGCUAAUCCUUGAUGGUCAGUGGGAUGAAGUUCUUCAGUUCAUUCAGCCUCUAGAAUGUAUGGAAAAAUUUGACAAGAAAAGGUUUCGUUACAUUAUCCUGAAGCAGAAGUUUUUAGAAGCUUUAUGUGUUAACAACGCGAUGUCAGCAGAAGACGAGCCCCAGCAUCUGGAGUUCACCAUGCAAGAGGCUGUGCAGUGUCUACACGCCCUGGAAGAGUACUGUCCUUCUAAGGACGACUACAGCAAGCUCUGUUUGCUCCUGACGUUGCCCCGUCUGACCAACCACGCCGAGUUUAAGGAUUGGAACCCCAGCACUGCGCGGGUGCACUGUUUCGAAGAGGCAUGUGUCAUGGUUGCAGAAUUCAUCCCUGCCGAUAGGAAGCUGAGUGAGGCUGGUUUUAAAGCCAGCAACAAUCGUUUGUUUCAGCUCGUAAUGAAGGGCCUCCUCUAUGAAUGCUGCGUGGAGUUUUGUCAAAGCAAAGCCACCGGAGAAGAAAUCACAGAAAGUGAAGUACUUCUUGGCAUCGACCUCUUGUGUGGUAAUGGUUGUGACGAUCUGGAUCUCAGUUUACUGUCAUGGCUUCAGAAUCUCCCGUCUUCGGUCUUCUCUUGUGCUUUUGAACAGAAAAUGCUUAAUAUUCACGUGGACAAGCUCCUGAAACCCACGAAAGCUGCGUACGCUGAUCUUUUGACUCCUCUUAUCAGCAAACUUUCUCCCUAUCCGUCAUCUCCAAUGAGAAGGCCUCAGUCCGCUGAUGCCUACAUGACCCGCUCGCUGAACCCUGCUUUAGACGGCCUCACCUGUGGGCUGACCAGUCACGACAAGAGAAUCUCCGACCUUGGAAACAAAACUUCCCCAAUGUCACACUCCUUUGCCAACUUCCACUACCCAGGGGUACAGAACCUCAGUAGAAGUCUCAUGCUCGAGAAUACAGAGUGUCACAGUAUUUAUGAAGAAUCCCCUGAACGUGAUACGCCGGUGGAGGCCCAGCAGCCUGUCCACAGUGAGAUCCUGGGCCCCAGUUCUGUGUCCGAGAAAGAGCCUGCGAACGGAACGCAGAAUCCAGGGACAGCCAAGCAAGAAAAAAAUGAGCUUCGCGAUUCAACGGAACAGUUUCAAGAAUACUAUAGACAAAGAUUGCGCUAUCAGCAGCACUUGGAGCAGAAGGAGCAGCAGCGGCAGAUAUACCAGCAGAUGCUGCUCGAGGGAGGCGUGAGUCAGGAGGACGGUCCCGAUCAGCCGCAGAAUCUCACUGAACAGUUCCUUCACAGGUCCAUUCAAAAGCUUGGUGAAUUAAAUAUUGGAAUGGAUAGCCUCGGCAGCGAGGUAUCCGCACUCAACCAGCAAUGUAACGGGAGCAAAGGCAAUGGAUCUAAUAAUUCUUCCCUCACUGGUUUUGCUACACCGCCCCAGGAUUCUAGUCAGAGACUGACACAUGAUGCUUCAAAUGUCUACACAAGCACUCCGCGUAAUUCGGGGUCGACCAAUCACAUACCUUUUCCUGAGGAGUCUCCCCCUUGUGGAAACCAAGUCUCGUCAGAACAUUUGGUCAUCAAGCCACCGCCUGGAGAUUCUUCUGGGAGCCUGUCCAGAUCAAGAGGGGAGGAGGACGACAAAGCAAAGAAGCAGUUUGUGUGUGUUAACACGCUGGAGGACACACAGGCCGUCAGAGCGGUGGCUUUCCACCCAGGCGGCGGUUUGUACGCCGUCGGUUCAAACUCAAAAACUCUGCGAGUGUGCGCCUACCCAGAGGUCAUCGACCCAAGUGCACACGACGCCCCUAAGCAGCCAGUAGUGCGUUUUAAAAGGAACAAACACCACAAAGGAUCCAUUUACUGUGUGGCCUGGAGCCCCUGCGGACAGUUACUAGCAACGGGGUCGAACGACAAAUACGUCAAGGUGCUGCCCUUCAAUGCAGAGACGUGCAACGCGACAGGACCGGACCUGGAAUUCAGCAUGCACGACGGGACGAUCCGAGACCUGGCAUUCAUGGAGGGCCCGGAGAGCGGCGGGGCGAUCCUGAUCAGCGCCGGGGCGGGGGACUGCAACAUUUACACGACCGACUGCCAGAGGGGGCAGGGCCUGCACGCGCUGAGCGGCCACACCGGGCACAUCUUAGCGCUUUACACCUGGAGCGGCUGGAUGAUCGCGUCCGGUUCCCAGGACAAGACCGUUCGAUUCUGGGACCUUCGAGUACCAAGCUGUGUUCGGGUGGUCGGCACAACAUUCCACGGAACCGGCAGCGCGGUGGCGUCCGUAGCCGUGGACCCCAGCGGCCGCCUCUUAGCCACUGGGCAGGAAGAUUCCAGCUGCAUGCUGUACGACAUCAGAGGGGGGAGGAUGGUGCAGAGUUACCACCCUCACGCCAGUGACGUCCGCUCCGUUCGCUUCUCCCCCGGAGCCCACUACCUGCUGACCGGGUCCUACGACAUGAAGAUAAAGGUGACGGACCUGCAAGGAGACCUCACUAAACAGCUGCCCAUCAUGGUGGUGGGGGAGCACAAAGACAAAGUGAUUCAGUGCAGGUGGCACACCAAGGACCUGUCCUUCCUGUCGUCCUCCGCAGACAGAACUGUGACCCUCUGGACUUACAGUGGAUAGAGUGCCCCCGGUGUCAGUCUAGGCAGUGAGAGCACGGGGACUGAAACUACUGAGGUGUGACGAUCCCAGAUUUGAAGGACAGAGACUGACCAGGAAAGUGGCUUAGCAUGAGGAGGCCCCUGUGACCUGUGCCCCUUGGUAGGAACUGCCGGGCGUGUUAUUCUGCAGUGCUUUCGGUCCUCCACGUCAGCGCGUGCCGCCGUGACCUGCUGUGUGUCGUCCCGUUGCCAAAGUCUGCGGCAGAGCUCUUACGUUGUCGGUGUGCCCUCCAGGUCGAGGUGGACGGUGUGUUUACAGUUUAGUAUUAAAGCAUUCCUUGGUCUUUGCCGAAAUAACAGUUUUAUAUACACAUCGAAAUCGAACUAUGCUUUAAGCAUAUUAUUACAUGUAACACAACCAAGUUCUACACAGAUUAAUUAGACAUAGGUGUUCAGAAAUGAAUUUUGUUUUUCUCAGAAUCCCAUGAUAUUGUAUCACUUAUCAGCUGGAGGUCAGAACUUUAUGUGUCUUGAAAGUUACAUGCUUGUUUUCACUGAGGAUCAUUCUGGAGUUUAGAGAUAGAUGGGAAACUGCUUCUUAGUCCAUUAAGUGGCAUAGGCCUUUUCUUUGUCUUAACCAGGGACAUAAUUACUCUUUUGUCACGUUAUUUUGCUUCAGGCUUCAAAGGUAAAUGUGUUUGCUUCAGAAACUUGUUGAGUUCAAUUUUUUGAAUGCAACAGGAUCCCUCCCCCCCACACUGGACUGUGGCAGCAGAGCGGCGGCGGGGGCGACCCAGCCCUCGACGGCACAGUCCGCCUCCCGGCUGGCAUUCUCCUCU